Molecule: messenger RNA, 309 nt
Organism: Striga asiatica
Lineage: Eukaryota; Viridiplantae; Streptophyta; Magnoliopsida; Lamiales; Orobanchaceae
Source: the annotation of a GenBank genome assembly
AUGGAACCACCGAAUAUGAAAAAAAGAGUUGACAUUUCAUCCCCGACUCCUGGUCAAUCUUCAAGUGGGAAAGCGCAGAAAAGGGUCGAUGAAGAUAUUGAUGUGCAGUUUAUGGAGAUGAUAAGCAACUUCAUGAAAAAGACCAAGCGACACCUACGUAACCUCGCUAGUCAUAUAGGAUUUGAGCAGGAUGCCAAAGCACGCAAGGCUUUUGAUGAGGUAUUGGAGAAGAUGAGUUUCCUGACGGUGCAAGACAAGAUUGUGGUUUUGAUAGAACUUUAUGUUGAACAUAAUGUAGUAGCUAGCUAA